AUGGAUGACUCAUCAAUGGCCAAAGCAUUCUAUCGCCCCUCGAAAGUCAGCCUGGGUUGUAUUGGUUUUGCUAAACCUGAGGCUAAGAAUUGGCAUCUUAUCCAGCUAGGUUGGCGAUGUCAUAAAAAGGACUCUGCCAUCAAUUACGUUCCCAAAUUGAGAUCUUACCGCCAGUGCAACUCUUAUAUUACUCAUCAUAGGCUCAAAAGGAACAUCAAAAUUAAGCUUGAUACUGGUACCAGGGCCAAGGAGGCAAUUGGAAGGUUUGGCAUCACAACAAAGAAAGAUGCAAGGCUAGCAACCAAUGUUCCCUACCAAACUCCUUGUUGUAAAGUUACAAAUAGUUUACUACUACACCUCUGGUAUGGUUCUGUUUUUUGGUCAUCAAGGAUAUCAAUCCCACUGAAACAUGUUGGGAAUUAG
Molecule: messenger RNA, 423 nt
Organism: Ilex paraguariensis (yerba mate)
Lineage: Eukaryota; Viridiplantae; Streptophyta; Magnoliopsida; Aquifoliales; Aquifoliaceae
Source: the annotation of a GenBank genome assembly